This is a messenger RNA of Ylistrum balloti, 4355 nucleotides long. RefSeq names its product RING finger protein 215-like. Lineage: Eukaryota; Metazoa; Mollusca; Bivalvia; Pectinida; Pectinidae. Gene Ontology annotation, biological process: ubiquitin-dependent protein catabolic process. The record is from RefSeq and is a predicted model, not a curated record. The coding region runs from base 1 to 1167 and encodes 388 amino acids. Gene Ontology annotation, molecular function: ubiquitin protein ligase activity. The transcript is spliced from 10 exons.
AUGAUUAUAUUACAAACCAAAACAAAAAACAUGGCCGCCGUGGCCUGGGUCAUUCUCCAGCUGUUCCUGUUUUUCGUUAGACAGAGCAAACGGCACCCUUUGUGGGCGCUCAUAAAUGUGUGCAUGGUGCUUUUGGCUCCUGUUUUAGCUGCACCCGACAGCUCGGCAUCAAUUGAAGUGAGAUUAUACGAUAAACCAAUUCACCAACCUAAACUGUCAAAAUCUGACAGUUCGCGAACUGUGUCAAUCGAUUCGUCUGAUGUACAUGUGAUUGCUGAAAAUAUUCAGGGUAAAUUUGCAUCUAUUGGUCAAAAGAAACAAGCUGAUGGAAGACUGCAUAUGCUCUCAUCUGAUUGUGGAGAAGAAGAUGAGAAAGAGUAUGCUCGUCUUCCCGGAGAUUGGAUAGCAGUUUUCCACUACUCUGAAAGAAGUGCAACCUCUGAUAAUGCAACAAGGGGUUGUCCCUCCGUUAUAGACAGGAUGCAGAAGGCGUUGAUGUUUGGAGCUUCAGCAAUUAUCAUACUGACUUUGAACCCCAAAAUCAUCAAGGAGCUGGAGGUGAAGCAGCUACUAGCCUACCCAGUCGUGGUAGUAGAAUCUCUGGAAAAUAUCACAAACUUUGUGGCAGUAUUAAGGAGCAAGGUGAAGACCCGGGCCAAGGUGACCUUUAGCUCAGUGCUAGCUUACUGGCAGAAAUUUCCCACUCUGACUCUGUGGGCAACUUGUGGACGCCCAAAUGGACGCAGCUUUCAUGAGUGGGAUGGAGUUAUCUGCCUUGGCACAAAAAUUGAAACUGGAGAUCAAGGAAAGGCAGACCCAGCGCAGUUCUGGAACUUUUUUUAUUCUGCAGCCUUUCUACUUCUUCUUUUACUUGUAAUGAAGGCACGCAUGAGAGACAGACACCUCAAUGGGACUGAUGACAUGGAGAUUGCAUUAAGGAAGCUAGCCCACAAAGCUCUCUCCAGGAUGAUGACCAGGAAGUGGCCUCCAAGUCAGGACCAGGAAAUAUGUGCCAUUUGCCUGGAUUAUUUUACACCAAAACAGAAAUUACGAGUUCUUCCUUGUGAUCAUGAGUUCCACACAAAAUGUGUUGAUCCAUGGCUUGUCAAAAAUCGUACCUGUCCUCUUUGUAAACUUAAUAUUGUAGAGAAAAUGGCUGUUAAGUGAACUGAAGAAAUGUGCUCAGAUAGCUCCAACAUUAAACUAUUUUGCUUGACCAGCAAAAGAUGGAGGGGAAUCAUCAACAUUUCGUAUCCCACUCUGUACCGCAAUUCUAUCAGCAGUCCACCAAACUGGAGAAAGCUUUCACCUGAAUAGUUCCUUCUGUGGACAUCUACUAUAGAACAAAAUAACUUUUUGAUUCUAAUUUUGAGCCAUGACUGAAAUGAUCUAUUGUUGUAACCGGACAGUCUAUAGGAAUUUUCUUAAGUAUCAUAAGAGCAUUUAUUGUUGGAUAAACCAUAUUCUAGAGAUAUGUGUCGUUGAUGUUGGUUUGUAAGCAUGCAAGAAUUUUUCCUGUGUUUACAUGUAUUUGAGUGAUUUCCUGAACGGUGAUCCAAUAUACCACUUACAUUGUAUUUCUUACUGAAAGGAGGGUUGUCAGAUUAGGAUAAUAUGCAGCCAUUUAGUGAUAAGCUUAAUUUUUGCUGAAAGAUACCUUAAUGUCAGCUGCUUAUAGAAUGAAAUCAUUAGAUUUUUGUGUAGGCUUAUUGGAAAUGUUGAGGUAAAAGUUGCUAGGGAUGUGGGGAGGGACAUCUUCGUUAUUCCAACAUUUAUUGUUGUUACUUCUGUGUGCUGGACACUUUUGGUAUAUACGUUUUCACACUUACACUAACAGUGUGAAGAAAAUGCCUUUUAAUCUUUGAAAACGUCUUGGUACAAAUUGAAUAUUAAACAAUUGGGUUUCAGAAGCAGUUGACUACAAAUACCUGCAUCCAUGAUUGCUUGUACAUGUACGAGGAUGUUAUGGUGAACAUUUUCAUCGGCCAGUAUUACUCAAUAGAAUGCCUAUCAUUUUUGCUUCUUUCGAUGUGCUUCAUUUGUAGAAAAAUCAAAAUUUGUUUUGGUAACACGAUUCACAUUUCACGAAUUGCGUAGAAAUCUUGUCAGUAAUUUUUUUGAUGUAGUAUAAUGCAUUCUGUCUAUAUCAGGUUUUUCUGGGAUUGGUGUUUUGUUAAGCACAUACAAAUGCCAAAGCUUUAGAAUAUUUAUAAUCAUAUUGAUGUACUACCUCCGAUGCCUCUGUUAAUUUUGUUUGAAUACUAGAGGAAGGAUUCGAACCAAAAGUGCAUGUAUUUAAAUCAACAUUCAAAAUCGUUUGUAAAAAAUAUAUAUUUUUUUAUGUUAUAUCUAUACUCUUAUGGAUAAUCAUGAUAAAUGUAUUUAUCCUAUUCUGUUGAAAAUUGAUGUUUAGCAAGAAGAAAAGAGACGAUGAAAUCACUUGAUUAAAUUUGAUAACAUGGUUAUUUCUGACCCGCAAAACUUGUCAUUUUGACUCCUUAAAUUGACAAAGGACCCCAAAUAAAUAAAAUUUUGCUCAUUUUCAUACAUGACGUGAGGCUAUUGACUCUUAAAAGUUUCUGACAAUGGCGAAAAUGCUAGAUAUAGAUACAAAAGAUUGUGUGAUAUUUGAGUCCAAUCUAAAAUAUAAAAUUCUUAAGAGAGUCAAGGUUAAAUUUCAUUGUUGAGGGAUGAAUCAACUUUGCCUUGGUUUUUUUUCCCUGUAAGUUAGAUAAGUUAUUUGCCAAAUGUGACUUUUUAUUAUGACCCUGAAAAUUUGAGUGCUAAAUGUUUUUUGUACUCAUGACUUUUUAUCCAUAGCAUGUGAUUGUUGUUUUUCUUUUUCAUUUUUCAUUCAUAGAAAUGGUAUGGCAUUGUGAUAACGUUAUACAAAGACAUAUUGAUUUUUUAAAAAUUCAAACCUAGUCUAAAUAGGAAAAUUUAACUGAUAUCUUUAAAACAUGAUGUCGUCAAUAUUAUGAUAGUGUGUUACAUUAUCUGAAAGAACAUUUUAAUUAAUUGUAUGUAAAAGGAAAUUUUAACUGAAACAUAUCUCUCGUGUAGUUACCCUGUUGUGAGUGUUAUAACACCCAUUCCGUAUUUUUUUCUGACAAUACCUGUAAUAUAACAUAUCAAAGCUGUGAUUGGAUAUAGGGUCUGAUAGGUUAAGUUGUGCCUCCAUGAUGUCAUGACACCAUAUACAUUGUGAUGUCAUUAAAAAAGAGACAUGGAGCGCAAUUAUCAUCAAGACCGAUUUAUUAUCAAUGUUAUGAAAUGCAGUUUAAGUGGAUGUCAUGCGAUAAACAGUAUCUUACAUUCUUAGCCAUUUUGAUUCUUUAAACUCAUUAUAAGCUUCAUUUAACCUGGCAAGGGGCUUGGUGGAAAACCAUACUUAGACUCUGAACAUUGUUUUAUAAAUCAAUAUGAAAUUGAAAUUGUUGUAAGAACCUCUACAUGACACUAAAUCUGUUUAUUUGUUGAAUGAUGAAUUCUGUGUUCUCCCUCUGACGACAUACAGGAACAAAUUUGUGAGAUAUAUAUAUAUCAAGUGAUGACAAAAAUCAUUUAAAAUGUAAUUGUUAUUUCAAGUAUUUCUUUGUUGAUACACUGAUAAAUCUUAGUGUAAAAAACACACAUUCUAUAUAUAGUAUCCUAUAUCUGACAGUAAUAUCAUGUUUUAACUAUUGAUUGGCUGCACAAACAUUUAAAUAACUCCAGCAUUGUGAGUUAUAUAGCAAAACAUCCAGUUAUAUGAAGAUUAUUUUUUUCUAAAUACGUUAUAAAAAAAAACAAAAUUAGCAUGAUUGAAAAUCUGUAUACAGAACUAGACUAAAGUUUACUUACCUGUAUGUUUUAAAAGUUGAAUUUUUAUUUAUUAAUGUUUAAACAUGAAUUUAUGAAUAUGUAAACACAAUAUAUUUACAUUUAGGUGAUAUAGUAAUGUAAAUAUACUUAGGGUAAUUAACAAAUUUUCCAUUCUUUUUAACAAGUAUGUUAAGGUGUGUUAACAUAUUUUCACAGAAAACUAAGAUAACUUAAGUUUUAAAAAAGGCACUAAUUAUUUAGAAGUAAUUACUAUCACUGUUGUACAAACAGUAUUAUUAACUCAUGGUUAAUAGUUUUCAUUUAAAUAAUGAUCCUCUUCAGAUAGUUUAUGAAUUUUAUACCUUUUUAGAAAAAAUAAAUGAUCGUAUUGCAAAGUGAAAAUUUACUUUUUCGUUUUGGUAGAUCUGUUAUCUUAAUUAUUUGAUAUUUAUACACAACUUAUAUACAUAAGUGCAAAAGUUAGUAUACCCAGUAAAAUGAAAAAUUAAAUUUUACAAAAAAAAAUAGUUUUAUCUUAACAUUAUCAUUUA